Nanorana parkeri is the source of this 2306-nucleotide messenger RNA. RefSeq names its product THUMP domain containing 3 (gene THUMPD3). The record is from RefSeq and is a predicted model, not a curated record. Lineage: Eukaryota; Metazoa; Chordata; Amphibia; Anura; Dicroglossidae. Bases 1 to 2112 code for a protein of 703 amino acids. Gene Ontology annotation, biological process: tRNA methylation. The transcript is spliced from 10 exons. Gene Ontology annotation, molecular function: tRNA (guanine) methyltransferase activity; RNA binding.
AUGCUUCCUGGAAGUAUUGGCAGAACACAAAUUGCAGCCUUUCCAGCCAGCGAUUGCUUUUUGCUCGGCGAGCGCGCCUCUGCCAGCCCCGCUGGUGACACAUUUCAAGAGAAACAUCCACAGCUCCACCACCGAGCUGUGAUUAGUCAGCCGGAGCUGUGCGUGACGGUGGAACCAGCCGCCACCGCCGCGUUCCGGGGCUUGCAGCACUGGGAUUGCCAUUUAGGUCUACAGCAUGUAAACUUCCCGCUCAACCUUUAUAAACCUGCAGCAUUCAUGAAAAUAAUGCCAGUCAUCACUUCGCAAGCGCCGACCUGCAGUGCUGGGAAGUGGUAUUGGGACACAGCGCCACCUGCUGUCUUCAUUCCGCAAGCUCAGGCUCCCCUACUGGAAUUGCUGCAACGACACAGCGCCACCUGCUGCCUUCACUCCGCAAGCUCAGGCUCCCCUACUGGAAUUGCUGCUACGACACAGCGCCACCUGCUGUCUUCACUCCGCAAGCGCCGCCCUGCAGUGCUGGGAAUUAGUAUUGGGACACAGCGCCACCUGCUGCUGGGAAUUAGUAUUGGGACACAGCGCCACCUGCUGCCUUCACUCCGCAAGCUCAAGCUCCCAGUACUGGAAUUGCUACGAGGACACAGCGCCACCUGCUGUCCAGUCAGUGCUCACAGCGCGAUGAUAUCUGCAAUCGGCAGCCCUGCUGGGGAGCGCCGAAUGAUCGAUGGGUGUCAUGUCUGCAGACUGGUGCCUGUCAGCGGUCCCUCUACUUCCCAAUCAAUGCACCAGAACCCGCCCGCAGCUUUUAAUUUUUGUUCUAUAUUCCAGGUUCAUCGUCUGAGGUCGGUGGACAACCUGUUCGUUAUAGUUCAGGAAUUUUCAGAUUUCCCCUUCAAGGCCUCGAAGGAAGAUGCUCUGGAGGACUUUAAAGAACUGGCUUCGAGGCUGCACUGGGAGAAGGCCUUGAAGACCUGGGAGCUCAACAACAACCUAAAGAAGAAGAAAAGGAAAAAAAAACCUGACAAGGAGCGCAAACUGCAGGCGGCGGCGGCCCCUGCCGCUGAUGGGAAGGCGGCGGCUGACAAAGAGACGGUGGCCUCACCUGCAGCAAGGGAGGAGUCUUACAGCUUAGACCAACAGGUGGCGGAGAGCUCGGAGGCUUCGGCUGAGGAUCUCAGUCCUGAGGCUUCAUCAGAAGACGGUGUGCUGGGCGUUGGAGGGGACGGCGCCAGGGAGGAGACCGGCAGUGUCCUGAAAUUCCGUGUCACCUGUAACCGAGCCGGAGACAAGCACAGCUUCACGUCGAACGACGCCGCCAGGGAUUUCGGUGGAGCGGUACAGGAUCACUUCCAGUGGAAGGCCGACAUGACCAACUUUGAUGUGGAGGUUCUCCUGAACAUCAGUUACAAUGAGAUGUUGGUGGGAAUCGCGCUGACGGAGGAGAGCCUGCACCGGCGAAACAUCACGCAUUUCGGGCCCACCACGCUGCGCUCCACACUCGCCUACGGCAUGCUCAGACUGUGUGACCUGGAGCCGUCCGAUGUCAUAGUGGAUCCGAUGUGCGGGACGGGAGCCAUCCCUAUAGAGGGUGUGAGCGAGUGGCCCGCCUGUUUCUUUGUCGCCGGCGACAACAGCCGCAACGCAGUGAACAGAGCUGCUAGCAACAUCUGCUCCCUGCUGAAGAAGCAGCAAAAUUCGGAGAGCGCCACCCAGGGGCUGCCCAUAGAUACUGCACAGUGGGACAUUUCCAGACUGCCCCUGAGGAGCGGGAGCGUGGAUGUCAUAAUUACAGACAUGCCUUUUGGAAAGAGAAUCGGGUCAAAGAAGAAGAACUGGGACCUGUACCCCGCCUGCCUCCAGGAGAUGAGCCGCGUGUGCCGGGCCGGUACUGGGAGAGCCGUUCUUCUGACCCAUGAUAGAAAAUGCUUCGUUAAGGCCCUGGCCAGAGCGGGACACCUGUGGAGGAAGAUGCACACGGUCUGGGUUAACAUAGGAGGGCUUCACGCCGGCGUUUACCUUCUCAAGAGAACCGCCCUCGACUUGGCCGACUCGUCCGGCGAGAGGCUGGAGGAGAAUCAUCCCCUGAGUCCCGAUUCCCUGGCCAAAGAGGAGUGAUGUCCCCAUCCCCACACCCCCACAACUGUCCUCGUUAAGCACUGAAAUGGUUCGGCUGAUACUACUGGAAGAUUGUCAUUGAUUCAAGGGUGACAAAACUUUACUACUCCAUUCCCCAUGGUGCCAUUCGGCUUUAUACUGUAGGUUCCCAGUGAGCAUGGUAGCAGCACUAGUGAGAAUUAAAGUGUAUCUAA